This is a messenger RNA of Macroventuria anomochaeta, 366 nucleotides long. RefSeq lists its product as uncharacterized. NCBI's taxonomy places the organism in Eukaryota, Fungi, Ascomycota, Dothideomycetes, Pleosporales, Didymellaceae. The record is from RefSeq and is a predicted model, not a curated record. The coding region runs from base 1 to 366 and encodes 121 amino acids. The transcript is spliced from 2 exons.
AUGAGGUUACUGGCGGGCUUCAACGCUGAGUUUGCAGAUGACUACAAUGGCAUCAACUGGGAUAAGCUGCGCUCAUAUGUGAAGCCCCAGCGCACCUUGACGGGACAGGGAGAGCUGGGUUUUCAAGCACGGCUAGAUAAAGAAGCCUACAACAAUGACCCUAAGCAUGAGAAGGAUGAGGAGAAGUCCAUGGCUGAAUGGCGACAGCUGGGUCUUCUGGGCGUGUUUCUGGACGUUAUCAACUACAUCAGCACACCAAAACAGUAUAACAGCUUCUCUACUUUCCAGCAGCUCGCGCUGGCUGAAGACCCUACAAAUAUCAGCGUGCUGCUAUUGGCUGUAGUCAAGGCCUGCGUCACCCGCUGA